AAAUGCAUAGCAUACCAGAGUGAACGUGAUUUUACGAGAGCUACUAGUCGCUAUCGGGUAGAUGGGUCUGAUGGGUCUGAUUUCUUUGGGGGCAUGCGCUACUGAGAGAGUGUGCGCUGCCAAUGUGCGGCGAUACCGCUUCUACAGCAGCAAGAAACCUCGGUCUACACUACAGUUUUGUGGAGACAUCUAUUCGGUGUGGUUCGUUUCGGUUACGGUGUUUUGUGUAGAAAUCAUCCGGAGCUCCAAUUUGCCGCAUCUUCAUCUUUUUUUUUUAUCGCUUUAGCUCUCAGAGUUCUGUAUAGGGCUUCUCUGUGACUCUGAAUUGUGAUAAGACUUUUUUUUUUAGCGAAGAUAGAGUGGGAGUGAAAAGAAAUAGAACGCACCAUAUGAAAGUGUAAUGAAAUAUGCGAAAAGCUAUCGAUUUGCAAGAGUAAAAUCAACUACCAUGUCCCAGCAGAAGAAGAACCCUACUUGGAUAGAAUUAUGUGAUGUGAAUACAUUUGGGGUGCAAAAUUGUCCGUCUAUUGUGGCUCUCCGUUUACUUGAUCUCUAACUAAGCAAUGCCUGGAUUUGUUGUAUUCAAUCGUAGGUGGUCCGUAGGAUCAGAUGACCUCAUAGUUCCCGGCGUCUUUUUAGUAAUAAUUCACACAAUUUGGAUAUUCAUCCUCGCUCUAGUUCUAGGCCUAAUAGAAUAUGACAAUUCUGUGCGAUGCAUAGAAUUGAUGUGGCUGUAUAAAAUAGGAUAUGUUAUUGUAUUAAUUGUUUCUUUGCUAGUGGAGGUAACAAUAUGUGUAAUCUCAAUGAGAGGAAGUAUUCUAGAAACGAGUCUCCGGACAUCGAUGAAUUACUGGAUAUAUUUAAAGCUAUUUGUGAUAUUAAUAGAAAUUGCAUGGCUUGCAAUGGGUAUUGUAUGGCUCAAGGAGUUUUACAUGGAUUGUCCAAUUGCUGAGGCCAAAGAAGUGAUGUUCGGUCUAAUUGUGUGCAAUUUCGUGGUGAUUUUCUUCAUUAUUGGUACCCUAUGGUGUACAUUUGAUGCAGCUGGAAGAUCAUGGGUUAAAAUGAAAAAAUACCAGAGAUCGAUGAGAGAAUCAGAAUCAAGAUUCAAUUACCGCCGCAGUGGAAGUCGGAACCGAAAUUGGCGACAACGCAAAGUCAUACGGGCAUAUCAAGACAGCUGGGACCACCGAUGCAGACUUCUGUUCUGCUGCAUGGGUUCAUCGGAGCGCAACCGUAAUUCAUUCACUGACAUUGCCCGAUUAUUGAGUGACUUUUUCCGAGACUUAGAUGUUGUACCAUCAGAUGUAGUAGCUGGUCUAGUACUCCUGCGUAAAUUCCAGAAACUCGAACGUGAAGCAAUUAAAAGACAGCGUAAAAAUGGGACCUACGAAUUUCUCAGUGGUGCACCCAUUACGGAAAAGACACAAUUCCUAGCUUUAAAUGAUAGUUGUGACUUUGAUUUUUUUCAAAUGGUCAUACAUUAUAUGUAUUAUGCACAGAGUGCCUACGGAUGGCCUAUGUACGUGAUGACACACUCAGCUACAGGACUCUGUCAGCUUUGUUCCGGGCUACUCUGUUGCCUCACUUGCUGCAACAGCAAAACCAAAACACAAGUGAUAAAAGACAACUGUUGCCAGUGCAAUUAUGCAGCUUUGCGUAAAAUGUGUCCUGCUUCGGAAAUUGAUGUUAUAUAUGUUACCUAUCACGUAGAUGUUGGUGAAACACCCUUUUUUGUCGCCAUUGAUUAUACGAAGCAGAAAAUCGUGAUCAGUAUUCGAGGAACAUUAAGUAUGAAGGAUGUACUCACAGAUCUCAAUGCUGAAGCAGAGUGCCUACCGCUAAAUCCGUCUAGGGAUGAUUUCUUAGGACACAAAGGCAUGGUACAGGCGGCAGUCUACAUUAAACAUAAAUUAGAAGAAGAAAAUCUAAUACAAAGAGCAUUGCAUUACAAACCAGAGAGAAAUACCUCAACGUUCGGUUUGGUGAUUGUUGGUCACUCGUUAGGUGCUGGAACAGCAGCAAUUCUAGCCAUUCUUUUGAAAAAUGAAUAUCCUUCUCUGCAAUGCUUCAGUUACUCGCCUCCUGGUGGAUUAUUAAGUAUGCCUGCUGUUGAGUACUCAAAAUCAUUCAUAACGGCAGUAGUUGUUGGAAAGGAUGUUGUACCGCGCAUUGGUUUACAUCAAAUGGAAGCACUCAGAGCAGAUUUGAUUAAUGCCAUUAAACGGAGCAUCGACCCAAAGUGGAAGACUAUUGCCUGCUCAGUAUUCUGCUGUGGCUGUGGACCAGAACCUACCUCUGUAUCUCAGAUGUCAAGCAGAGACGACAAUAUCAAUGCAUAUGAAGAGCAAAGAACAAAUGCUAGAAAUACUAGUGCUCAUCCUAACGAUAGCUCUAUUGCACUCACCCUUCAUCGACCCAUGUAUCCACCAGGAAGAAUAAUUCAUGUUGUCCGUCAUCAUACUACUGCAGAUGAACACAAGUACGAGAACGGUUGGAGACACCUACUGAAGAAGCGUGAACCCGUCUAUCAAGCAAUUUGGGCAAAGAACACUGACUUCGAUGAAGUUUUGAUUUCACCUGUUAUGUUUAAGGAUCACAUGCCAGAUAAAGUGCUCGCUGCUCUUAACAAAGUCAUGCAUUUUAAUGAACAACGUCCUCCAAUUCAGGACAAUACACAUCCAGGCACAACUUCAACUAUCGCAAUAACUCCAGAAUCACCUCCCAGAAAUCUAUAUGAUACCAGGUUGUAACAACUUAUGGGCCACGCAAACCUCAACGUCAAUAUUCAAAGGUAAAUCCAUCCACAGUUACUAUUGAUCUACCCGAAGGCAAUCAUUACAACCAUCGACCUCAAAGUCCGAUGAUGCAUAAAGUGUGUCUUGAGACAUCUUUCACAAGCCUCCAAAGUCCUGCAGAUGCUCCUUUGUCCAGUAAAGGCUCCUCCUUAGCAGGAAGUAUACUGGGUCGGAGUUGCGAAGCCUCGAGCUUAGUAGAUGAUAGCGGGGUAGUGAGAAGUAUGUCUGGAGUGGCGAGUGAGGCUACGACGAUACCUCUUGCAGAACCUCGUAAAAAUGUUGCCUUUGAUGUUUCCAAAUUGAGUGGGACUCCUUCGCCAGCUCCUACAGUCUUGGCUUUUCCACGAGGGAUUUUGCAAAGAUCAGGAAUGCCCAGAAAACCCAUCAGUCUAUCAUUCACAGAGGGACGCCGCACACCUUCGGAUAUUGUGAAAAAAGUUGAUUUGAUUCACGAUGAUUGGUUUGGCUUGGCACCAUUGGCUAGUCCAGAAAGUCUUUCUGAGGUAUCCAGUAUCAGCUCUCGCGCGAGCUUAGCAGCAAGCCUCGCGACCAACAUUGAAAAAUGUUUAGGAGGAAUAAUUCAAUCCCAGAAAAGUGAACCUCUAAUUGUAGAGGAAUUGCAUACUCCACGGAUUAUGAGACGCGCACCUAAAAUAGUUGGAAAUCUUUCCACGUGCGGUGAUGAUUGGAGAUCUGUGGAACAGUACAAACGGAUGGGGCAGGUUUUUCUUACAAACCCCCGUAUGGCUUCCACAAAUACCAGUAGUUCAAGUGAUGAUCAGACUUUUGGCUCAGUGGAUUCUUCCGAUGGAUUAGAUCAUUUAAAUUUUCAACCUCCUGUUGGUAAUAUUAUCAAUCAGGAGAGCUCCAAGUCUGCUGAUAACAUUGAUGAAGACACCGCGGAAACGAUGAUUCCAGCCAAGUUAACAUUGAGUGAUAGCGCUAUUCUCGGAGAUGUACCUGAGCUGAGUUUGUGCGACAAUCAGUCCAACGUCCAACACCCUAGAAUCACAACAGCCAGUUCUAGCGAUACCUACCAUAGUGCAAUGUCUUCCCUAUCUGCUUUGGAGUCUGUUGUCGCAAAUCCAAAACUAAGGGUUGGAGUGCUCGAAUCCCACUUCCCAGUUUUCUCCGAAUGCCAUGAAAUCACUGAUCAAACCUAUCUAUUGAUAGACUCACCACGGCGAAGAUCACCUAGUCGAAUUAUUAGUAAAAGGCGCAAUACAUCUAGUGACAAAUUUUUUUCUAAGAAAGAAUCCCUACCGCUUCUUGCAAAUCUCGUGGAAAAGUCCAGUCCAACGAAUUUUGUGAAGCGAAAAACAUGCGUGUACCCCAUGACAAGUUCACCAUGCAAAAACGAAAGUAAUGUUUAAGAUGCAUGAUAAGAAGUUAGAACUUUUGAUAUUUUACAAAGUACAAGAAUAACAUUUAAUAAUAUUCCAGAGUGUCUAUUUGUGUCAUUGUAGUUACAUAAUAAUAGAGUAACGGCAAUUUUUAAGCCUCUUAGAUAUAUUUAAUCUGAUUUUUGUGACCCUUAUAAAUCAUUUUAAAUUUAAAUGCAAAGAUAAUAAAUUGUUCUGAUUAGUAGAAUGAAAUGUUAAACAGAUAAUUAAAUUAUUUGUAGAUAGAACUGAUCAAUCCACCAACAAUCAAUCAUGUAUUUUUUUUAUUUAAUCUGCAACUUACCUAUAGGUUUAAAAAUAAUAAUCAACUUAAAUAAAAUGUACAAAUCAUGCUACCUACAAAGUGGAGGGCGGGGGUGAUAAGUAUGUAAUGUAAUACUUAUAAUAUGUUUUAUCAA
Molecule: messenger RNA, 4596 nt
Organism: Lutzomyia longipalpis
Lineage: Eukaryota; Metazoa; Arthropoda; Insecta; Diptera; Psychodidae
Gene: inaE
Product: diacylglycerol lipase-alpha
Exons: 14
Coding region: 564-2750 (728 amino acids)
Biological process (GO): lipid metabolic process
Cellular component (GO): postsynaptic membrane; dendrite membrane
Source: RefSeq, a predicted model, not a curated record